AUGACCAGCUUGGGUACCUUCUUGGAUGAUUGGCGAGCUGAGGUAGCUUCUGAGUCGAGAAACUCAGGUAAUCCACAGUUGCUAUUAACUAUGUCGGCCUACCGCUUGCCAAUUGUCGACUCAGUGAGUUAUCCUAUUGAUUCUGCAAAAAGAAACCUGGAUUGGGUAAAUAUAAUGGCAUAUGACUACUAUGUGCCAACACUAGACAGUGUUACUGGUUUUCAUGCAGCUUUAUAUGACCCAUCAGGAAGGGCCAACACUGAUGCUGGUAUUAGGGAAUGGUUAAACAAAGGAUUUCCUUCUGAAAAGCUGGUUUUGGGUUUGUCUUACGCAUGGAACCUUGUUAACUCGAUUGACAAUGGCAUUGGUUCAACAGCUUCCGGGCCAGCUGUCUCGCUUAACAGUAACCUGUGGUAUAUGUAUACCAUAUUAUUCCUUCAAAAUUAUGGUCAGGGUGUCGAAUCUGUGUAUAAUUCUACUUACGUGGUGAAUCUUUGUAAAAUCGGAUCGAAUUGGAUUAAUUUUGAUGAUGUAGAAGCCAUUAAAGCUAAGGUUUCUUAUGCCAAGGUGAAUAGCCUACUAGGUUACGAUGCCUUUGAACUCUCCAAUGACGAUAAUUGGGUGCUUUCACAAGCUGCUUACGAAACAGGCACCAGUCAGACAAACAGACUUCUCGUGAUUGUUCCGGUCACAAUUGCUUUAGUAGUUAUCUUGAUGGUAGCUAUCAUCUAUUACCUGCGAAAGAAGAUAUGCAAAUCACAAGAAUCAGACUAUCAGCUGAAAAAAAAGCAUGAAAACGGUGAUUCUAAUUCCCAAGUUUUCAGUUUCUCUAGCAUUAAAUCAGCUACAAAUAACUUUUCAAAUGAGAAUAAGCUUGGAGAGGGUGGAUAUGGACAUGUUUAUAAGGGGAAGUUACCAAAGAGGCAGGAAAUAGCAGUGAAGAGGCUCUCGAAAAGCUCAAAUCAAGGGGUUGAGGAAAUGAGGUCACUCUUACAUCUAGGCUUCAGCAUGUGA
Hibiscus syriacus is the source of this 1014-nucleotide messenger RNA. RefSeq names its product class V chitinase-like. Gene Ontology annotation, molecular function: chitinase activity; ATP binding; protein kinase activity. NCBI's taxonomy places the organism in Eukaryota, Viridiplantae, Streptophyta, Magnoliopsida, Malvales, Malvaceae. Gene Ontology annotation, biological process: protein phosphorylation; carbohydrate metabolic process; chitin catabolic process. The record is from RefSeq and is a predicted model, not a curated record. Bases 1 to 1014 code for a protein of 337 amino acids. The transcript has 4 exons. Gene Ontology annotation, cellular component: extracellular region.